AUGCAUGUAAACGAGCUCCUUCCAACAUCUCACCCACUGUCUGAGGCGCGCGAGGAGUACGUCGACAGGGCGACCGUUGACACCUCAAUAUCUACCACGAGUGGACGCACGGCAAUACCCCGCGCCCACGUUCUCACUCGAGAGGCCCGGCUUGGGGACGUGCGAGUGUGCGCCGUAAGCGACGCCGCGUUCACUCCGCGCGAAAGCGUCCAACGGACCUGGAGAAACAGCGCUAUCAGUGAGUCGCCCUCGGCUAUAGACAACGAGGCCCUGACCGAUACGAUCCCGCAGUGCACCCCUGACGGUGUGUACGCACGGUACCGUGGUGCCCGCAUGCUCUCGCCUUGCCAGUGCCUCGGCCGCGCAAUGGGGAUCCUCGGGGAUGGUCAGGACGCUGAGGAACUCGAUGGCGAGUGCCUCACUCGUGUCUGGAUGGUAGUCGACUGCUCACUGCGGCAGGAUUCAUCGAUUGGGACGGUGUUCGUUCGCGAGCUGGACAUCCCGGGAGAUGACGCGGACGUGGUGUAG
Trametes versicolor FP-101664 SS1 is the source of this 528-nucleotide messenger RNA. RefSeq lists its product as uncharacterized. The record is from RefSeq and is a predicted model, not a curated record. NCBI's taxonomy places the organism in Eukaryota, Fungi, Basidiomycota, Agaricomycetes, Polyporales, Polyporaceae. The transcript has 4 exons. Bases 1 to 528 code for a protein of 175 amino acids.